GACAUUACGCUGAUAUAUGUUUGGUACCGAAUAAUCCUGGGGUCUCUACGGCGGCCAAAUCAGUUUAAAACGCAUGUUAUAAGUCUUCGCAAGAAUUUAGGUAAAGAUGAUGGAUGAAGAAUGAAUCUUUCGCCCGAACUGAGGACGCUCAGGCCGGCCAGUCGCUCCCCGAUGCGUCGGCUGGAUAAAGUCCAGGAAAAGCAGCAGAGCGCAGAUGCUCGCGGGAUCGGCUGGAAUAUGGCUCUCUCCAGAGGUUUGAGAUGCUGCCAGAGGGUUUUCUCCUGGAUCCCCGUCCUGAUCAUCGCCGCCGUCGUGCUGUGGUCCUACUAUGCCUACGUCUUCGAGCUGUGCCUGUUUACGCUCAGCAAUCCUUUGGAGAAAGUGGUUUAUCUGUUGGUGUUUCACGUCUGCUUUGUGAUGUUCUCCUGGACCUACUGGAAGUCCAUAUUCACCCCUCCUGCCACACCCUGCAAAAAGUUUCAGCUGUCGUACUCCGACAAGCAACGCUACGAGAUGGAGGAGAGGCCGGACGCCCAAAAGCAAAUCCUAGUGGAGAUCGCCAAGAAGCUGCCCAUUUUCACCCGAGCUCAAUCUGGAGCUAUCAGGUUCUGUGACCGCUGCCAGGUGCUGAAGCCUGACCGCUGUCACCACUGCUCCGUUUGUGAAACGUGUGUGUUGAAGAUGGACCAUCACUGCCCCUGGGUGAACAACUGCGUUGGUUUUUCCAACUACAAGUUUUUUCUUCUGUUCCUGGCCUACUCUAUGCUGUACUGUAUAUUCAUUGCUGCCACAGUCUUUCAGUAUUUUCUCAAGUUCUGGGUGGGGGACUUGCCAAAUGGGCCCGCAAAGUUCCACGUCCUCUUCCUCAUGUUUGUAGCACUCAUGUUCUUCGUGAGCCUCAUGUUCCUCUUUGGCUACCACUGCUGGCUGGUGGCUAAGAACAGAUCCACUUUAGAGGCCUUCUCUGCUCCCGUCUUUGUUGGUGGACCAGACAGAAACGGGUUCAAUGUUAGCAUGCGCAAAAACCUGCAGCAGGUUUUUGGAGAGGACAGGAGACUGUGGUUUCUCCCCAUCUUCACGAGCCAAGGAAAUGGCCACUACUUCCCUGUGAAGAGUCAGAGUUCUGAAUCACAUAACCCCUUAUUAGCUAAUGAAGACAUGUGGGAAGAGUCAGAUGAUGGCUCUGAAGAAGGAAGCCAGGGUGAGUUCACUAAAUCUGGAGACGCAGACCCUUCUGUUACCAUAGAGAUGGAGGAGUAAUUUGCGCCGGUGCAGAGGAUGUAGACUUUUAUCCCGCACACUGUGUACCGCCAGGUGAACGCAUUCCAAAUCAUGUGGAUGUUGGGACACACCGUAGGGGGCCAAACAAGUGGGUUACUGCCUGCAUUCAGAUGAUUUGCCAAUUCUCCCCCUCCCUCGAUGCUUUAUAUGAUAAGGAAAAAAAAGAGCUCGCUGGAUGAGCAGGGCCAUCCUUAGCCCUAUCACAGAUGGAUAAACAGCUGCGAUUUUAUUCAGAGAAUAUUUGUGAAGUAUUACCUCACCUACAGAGAAAGUAAUUAUGUGUGUUCAUAUCAUGAUUGAAAGCACCACCUUCUAUAGGAUUGUUUGUUGUGCUGCAGGGGAAGUGGGAAGCUUCUGUUUGCGACCGAGCCGUUGACCAAGUCUCGGUUUCAUCACUGGAUGGUACCUAAUAACCUCAGAAUUCUCGUUGUGACUUUACCUUUGUGGGUGGUUUACAGAGUAUUUACAUAAGACUUCACGUUAUGUCUUUCCAUUGAACACAAGCAUUUUGUAAUAUCUCACCUGGCAUAACUUAUUUAAGUAUAGUUUUAGGGGGUCAGGCUUCUCCUAAGAAUGUGUCUUGGCCAUCGUCAUGCUUUAAGCACACAGAUGUGAAAGAACCCAUAUCCAUUUUAUCGCAUCGUGUUGCAGUUAAGAGACCCAUCAGUGCAUCUGCUCAGACCAGAAAAUGUAAGCCUGCAUAAACAUUUGUGCAGCUUAAACUUGUGUCCUUGUGUAUUAAGGCAGAUGUCAUUUGUAUUAUUUAUGAUUUCUCAGAAUUUUAUGUAUAUCAUGACUUAAUUCUUGGAGGCUACUGAAAAUCCUUUGAGUCUGGAAUAGGCGUAUGAGACACACUGUGUUUAUUAACCGUUUUUAUCACUAUAUCAGAUCAACUGUUCCUGAUGUAACACUCAAGUGUGGCUGGGAUAAAAUGAGCUGAAAACAGCUUUUGUCAUAUGCACAAUACUAUGCAGGGGGGUGGAUGUUUAUUUUUCUGCGUUUCCAUUUUUUGCUCUAAAGUCAGAACUGUACAUAUUUUUAAACAGCUGAUCCUCAUCCACUGGCUGGUCGAGGACAGAUUUAAAAAACAAAACUAUAUGUAUAUUGGUAUGUCUGUGCAAGUAUUUCUAAAUUUUUAAUCGCACUGAGACAGAUCCGACUUCCGAAUAUAGUCAGUUAUAAAUCAUUUCUGUAGUGGAGUGCCCCCAUUGUUUCAGUAAUGAGUAAAAAUUGGGCCUUUUCCAAACCUUGACACCAUUCCAUUUGGACACCUUAAGUCAUUACAUCGGGCCUGUCUUUCCUUAUUGUUCAAGCUAAAUCAAAUGCUGCUCAUUUCUGAGAAGCCCUCGUUGGGAUUUGAACCGUGCGCGUUAUGAGACGUGCUUUAAAGUGUGUGUAAAAACUGAUUAGGAAACAUGUUAAUGUUGAGUGUUUCAUAUUGUCUUGUCUAUUUAUUGUGGGACUGUUAAGCUUUUAUUCCCCUGUGUAUUGAGUUUACUGAUUUAUACCUGCUGCAGGCAGUCUUUGUAUAUUUUGCUCCCUUCUGUGACACUUUAAAUAAACGUUUGAAGCCAUGUGCU
Menidia menidia (Atlantic silverside) is the source of this 2861-nucleotide messenger RNA. NCBI's taxonomy places the organism in Eukaryota, Metazoa, Chordata, Actinopteri, Atheriniformes, Atherinopsidae. The record is from the annotation of a GenBank genome assembly.